Columba livia (rock pigeon) is the source of this 3191-nucleotide messenger RNA. It is a transcript of the gene C2H5orf22, whose product is annotated as chromosome 2 C5orf22 homolog. The transcript has 9 exons. The coding region runs from base 48 to 1436 and encodes 462 amino acids. NCBI's taxonomy places the organism in Eukaryota, Metazoa, Chordata, Aves, Columbiformes, Columbidae. The record is from RefSeq and is a predicted model, not a curated record.
GGCUGGGCUGGGCUGUGAGGCCUCACCGGGCCCGGCGCCGCCCAGGCAUGAGCGGCGGGGCCGCGGUGGCUGGCGGCGGGGAGCGGUCCCGCGGGGGAGGCCUGCGGGCCUACCCGGCGCUGCCGGUGUGGGUGGUGGAGGACCACCAGGACGUGCUGCCUUUCAUCUAUCGUGCCAUUGGUUCAAAGCAUCUUCCUGCCAGUAACAUCAGCUUUGUUCAUCUUGAUUCCCAUCCAGACCUUCUUAUUCCUGUGAAUAUGCCUGCAGACACUGUAUUUGACAAAGAAGCUCUUUUUAGUGAAUUAAGUAUUGAGAACUGGAUUAUGCCUGCUGUUUAUGCUGGUCAUAUUUCUCAAGUAGUGUGGCUUCACCCACCCUGGUCGCAGCAGAUCUCAGAAGGAAAACACCAUUUUUUAAUUGGGAAAGACAUAUCAACAACAACAAUCAGGGUUACGGGCACAGAUCAUUACUUUUUAAGUGAUGGUCUUUAUGUCCCUGCUGAUCAGCUAGAAAACCAGAAGCCUUUAAAUUUAUAUGUCAUUCUCAUCAAUCCUACUGAAGCAUCAAACAGCCAGGAAGAAAAUGGUGAAGCAGGAUCUGCUAAGAGACUGAAGCUAAAUACAGAUGACACAGCAAGCACCACUUCUGCCUCCUCAUCAGUGGCUCCUGGUGACCCUGAUCGCAGCACCCCAAGUCUGGAGAAGAAGGAAGUCCAAAAUGCAGGUGCCCCAAACAAGGCAGAAUCGUUGUCAGCGUGCUCAGCUUCAAGAUCUCUCAGAAAUGGUGAAUGCCCAAUGAGGAAAGUUGUUAAAGAUGUCUGCCAAGCACUGCAGAAAGGGGAUGCAUAUGUUUUAGACAUCGACUUAGAUUUUUUUUCAGUUAAAAAUCCAUUUAAAGAAAUGUACACAAAGACAGAAUAUGAACUAUUGCAAGAGUUGUACAAUUUCAAGAAGCCUCAUAGAAAUGCAACAGAGGAGGGUUUGCUGGAUUGUGUUGAAAACCGUGUUCAUCAGCUAGAAGACCUGGAAGCAGCAUUUGCAGAUUUAUGUGACAAUGAUGAUGAAGAGACCAUACAGAAAUGGGCUUCAUAUCCUGGAAUGAAGGCACUUGUCCAGCUAGUUCACAGUUUGAAAGCCAGGAUGGAAAGCCCAGACUAUGAAAUGGUCCAUCAAGCUGGUCUGACCUGUGAUUAUAUGGAGCUUCCCCACCAUAUUAGUGGUGAAGAGGAGAUUGAAGGCCUCAUACAAUCCAUUAAAACUCUACUAAAAGAUAUGCCUAAGCCCACACUGGUGACAGUUGCUCGAUCAAGUUUGGAUGACUAUUGCCCUUCAGAGCAGGUUGACGUCAUUCAAGAGAAGGUUCUCAGUGUGCUAGGUUCAGUGUAUGGCACACUAGAUGUGCACUUAGAUUACUCAAGCACCUCGUCUUCUUUGUGACCUUUCUUCUUGUCUUGCCCUCUAAUGCACUGGAUUAAUUUAAAUUGCAUAUUAGCUAUGGUUGCAAGGGGAAAAAUACUGUUAUUUCAGCAGGUGGCACUACAACCCAAGCUGACCAAGAGCUAGUUUUGAGUUGCAUGUCUUUCUCCAAGUCAGCUGCAUCUGAACUGUUAACUGUUAGGGUUUGUUCAGAUUAGUUCUGUGAUUAUAAUUUUUACUGUAUUGCUUCUUAAAAUUGGUUGUGAGAGAAAAUAUUUUUGUCCCUAAAAUGUAUUUUUUUCACCUGAUUUCUCUAAGUUUCUGUAAAAUAGUAAUUAUGUAUAUAUGGUUAAACAUUUUUUGAUGGAGUUUGGUGAGUAACAGAGAGGUUCCUGAGUUGCACUGUAGCUUUUAAAAAAUUACCUCAAUAAUGCCAUUAAGAUAUUACAUUUACAUAGUCAUCUUUCUUAACUGCUGUGCUCGACAUGAGCAGGCAUCCCUCUGUCAUUUCUCUAGAGCAGCUUAUGGCUUCUACCCCAUCCACGGAAUAUCAUUUUUAUUUAUACUCCAUUGCAUUGUCUUAUUUUGCCUUAGAGUAUUGUCAUUGUCACCUUAAAAGUCAAUUUCUGUAGUCAAUAAGCUCCAAACAGACUUUAUUCUAACCAGAACUGUUAAGUGAAAAACUAACUAGAGAUGGGGUUUAUCCAGAAUUAUUCAGCACUCCAGCAACGUUAUAUUAAUACAGCACAGGUUUGGAUACUGGUUAGGAGUUCAGUUAUUACACAGCUGGUUUGAACUCAAGGGAUCAGAGUGAUGAUUCAAAAUGCACAUCUUCUCACUCAUACAAAGUGAGGACUCCCAAAGGUACCCAGAAGAUCACUUACCAAUAAGGCAAAGUGUCUCAGUCCUCCAGGAAUUUUCCUUAGAUGGCCAGUCUAAGGAGGAGAAUCUUUGACUGCAGACGUGCCAUUCUGAGGAAGAUCCAACUCGAUGGGGUUCUGCAGUGGGCUCCAUUUAUACCCCAGUUGAAUCUGAGCUGUGGUCAUUUAUGGUAGUGUUCCGGGGGGGUGGAGAGUACAUCUGUCACAACCAUUUUGUUAGAUAAUGGCUUGGUAUUUUCAUUUUUAACCUAUUGUUGAAUAUUAAGAAGUAUGUGUGUAUGUGCAUGCUUUUAUCUGUUGAAUCCUGUAAGGACUUGAACGGAUGUUUUCUUCAGAAACAAUGAUUUAAUUUCACUGAAGUCAUCAGAAAAACCUUCUAUACCAGGUUUUUGCUAAUUUCAUUGUUGCUAUUUGGAAAAUAACUGUUUUAGAACCAUUUAAUUUAUAAAGUAAUCCUGUUCUAGAGAAAACUGCCAGUUCCGGGGGUGGGUGAAACACACAGGAUUUAUUUGGGAAUGAAACGGAAAUGGAGAAAAUUAUAUCCCACCUAGAAUAUAAUCUUUUAUUGUGAACAAAUUUUGCUUGUAAUUUCUUCUGAAAUAGUUCAUUUGUUAACAUUAUUAUUUGCCCUACAGAGACCUCAUGCACUUUCACAGUUUACUACUUCUGCUGUUGAUAUGACUAUAUUGUAGAUUGUAAAUAGAUAAUUAUUUUAAAAUAUUUCUUCCAGUAGAAUAAAUUCCAUGACCAUGGGCCCAUUUGCUUCUUGCUUAUGCCUUCUGUCACAAAGAUGUGGCUACCCUUGGAUCCAAGAUCCUUAAUACUUCAUAAAUAAUGAAGAGCCAUACAUUGCAUAGGUACCUUGCUUAUAAAAGCCCAAAACUCCGAUCACGUA